GGAACAUCAUAAAUGAUUGCAAUAAUGUGGCAAACAUGGCUUACUGUUUUGUGGAACUGUUUACUGGUCUUACCGUUUGCAGGUCAUACUAUGGCUGCUACCGGACAGCAGAAUUGUUAUUCAACUCUUGACUGCAACUUUGAGUCCAAUUCGCUGUGCAGUUGGAUAAAUGUUCAAAGUAACGACGAUUUUGAUUGGACGCUGCACAAAUUAACCACACCUUCUGACAACACCGGGCCGAACGCUGAUCACACACAUGGUAACUCACAAGGUACAUACAUCUAUAUCGAAAGCAGUGCACCGCGAUUAAGUGGCGAGGCUGCGACGCUUCAAAGUCAAGUCGUGAAACCACACGGUAGGGGAUCGGUAACGCUUACCUUCUGGUACAAUAUGUACGGAAACAGCAUAGGGCAGCUAAGCGUGUAUGUCCUGCCAACCAUCAACAUGACGUCAUUUCCUGGUAUCCGGGUUUGGUCGUUGUCUGGCGACCAAGGGAAGGCCUGGCACCAUGCCAACAUCACCUUCGAUUAUACAGGCGAAUUCCAUGUGCUGAUUGAAGGGACAGUAGAAAUGGAUUUUGGGUGA
Messenger RNA from Mya arenaria, 585 nucleotides. RefSeq names its product MAM and LDL-receptor class A domain-containing protein 1-like. Lineage: Eukaryota; Metazoa; Mollusca; Bivalvia; Myida; Myidae. The coding region runs from base 13 to 585 and encodes 190 amino acids. Gene Ontology annotation, cellular component: membrane. The transcript is spliced from 6 exons. The record is from RefSeq and is a predicted model, not a curated record.